AUGAAGUUCUUCAUUGAUGAUCUGCCCGUCCUAUUCCCGUAUCCUCGCAUCUACCCCGAACAAUAUGCCUACAUGUGCGAUCUCAAGAAGACCCUCGACGCAGGGGGUCAUUGUGUGCUGGAGAUGCCGUCAGGGACGGGCAAGACUGUCUCGCUUUUGUCGUUGAUUGUCGCCUACCAGCAGCAUUACCCGGAACACAGAAAGCUCAUCUACUGCUCGCGAACAAUGUCGGAGAUCGAGAAAGCAUUGGCGGAGCUGAAGGCAUUGAUGAAACACCGUGCCCAAGAGCUUGGUCACCAGGAGGAAUUUCGCGCGCUAGGACUGACGAGUCGCAAGAACCUGUGUCUUCACCCGUCGGUGAAGAAAGAGAAAAGUGGCAGCGUGGUCGACGCGAGGUGCCGAAGCUUGACUGCGGGCUUCGUCAAGGAGAAGAAAGAGCGCGGCGAGGACGUUGACCUUUGUGUCUACCACGAAAACCUUGAUCUACUCGAACCGCAUAACCUUGUUCCCCCGGGCGUGUUCACUCUCGAUGGGCUAUUACGAUAUGGAGAGGACCACAAGCAAUGCCCGUACUUCUCCGCUCGUCGGAUGAUGCCGUGGUGUAAUAUUAUCAUCUACUCUUACCACUAUCUUCUCGACCCGAAAAUCGCAGAGCGAGUUUCCAGAGAACUCUCAAAAGACUGCAUUGUGGUCUUUGACGAAGCACAUAAUAUUGACAAUGUCUGCAUUGAAUCUCUCAGCAUCGAUUUAAGCGAGGAUUCCCUACGCAAAGCCACCCGAGGUGCCACCAACUUGGAACGCAAGAUUGACGAAAUGAAAAGUUCUGAUGCCGACAAACUUCAAAGUGAAUAUUCGAAGCUCGUGGAGGGACUUCAAGCCGCAGAACAAGCUCGAGAGGAAGAUCAAUUCAUCUCAAACCCCGUGUUACCCGACGACCUGCUGAAAGAGGCGGUGCCGGGCAACAUUCGCCGGGCGGAGCAUUUCGUGACCUUCCUGAAGCGAUUUAUCGAAUAUCUCAAAACGCGCAUGAAAGAUCUCACCUAUAUCGAGCGCAAACCGUUAAGGUUUUGCGCGGAGCGUCUGACGUCUCUUGUGCGGACACUGGAGCUUGUCAACAUCGAAGAUUAUCAGCCCCUUCAAGAGGUGGCCACUUUCGCAACUCUCGUCGCCACCUACGACAAAGGAUUUGUGCUUAUUCUCGAGCCAUUCGAGUCGGAGGCGGCCACCGUGCCCAACCCCAUUCUCCAUUUCACGUGCUUGGAUGCUGCCAUUGCAAUCAAGCCCGUGUUUGAUCGUUUCAGCUCCGUCAUUAUCACUUCCGGAACCUUGUCACCUUUGGAAAUGUACCCGAAGAUGCUGGGUUUCACUGCUAUCAUGCAGGAAUCAUACAGCAUGACCCUUGCGCGACGGUCCUUCUUGCCCAUGAUCGUAACCCGAGGCUCGGAUCAGGCGCAGGUAUCGUCCUCGUUUGGCAUUCGCAAUGACCCUGGUGUUGUACGAAAUUAUGGGACCUUGGUCACUGAAUUUGCUCGCAUCACGCCUGACGGCAUCGUGGUCUUCUUCCCUUCCUACCUCUACAUGGAAUCCAUCAUCAGCAUGUGGCAAGGAAUGGGCAUUCUGGACCAAAUCUGGAACUAUAAAUUAAUUCUCGUCGAAACGCCCGAUGCACAGGAAUCGUCACUCGCCCUGGAGACCUAUCGAACUGCCUGCUGCAACGGUCGCGGCGCCAUAUUACUAUGCGUCGCCCGAGGCAAGGUGUCCGAGGGUAUUGAUUUCGACCACCACUACGGCCGCGCCGUUUUGUGUAUUGGUGUCCCCUUCCAGUACACCGAGUCCCGGAUCUUGAAAGCCCGUCUCGAGUUCCUGCGCGAGAACUACCGUAUUCGGGAGAAUGAUUUCCUAUCUUUCGACGCGAUGCGGCAUGCCGCCCAGUGUCUAGGUCGUGUCUUACGUGGCAAGGACGACUACGGUGUCAUGGUUUUAGCAGAUCGUCGAUUCGAGCGGAAACGUCCUCAGCUGCCCAAGUGGAUUAAUCAGGCAAUGCUGGACAGCGAGACAAACCUCAGUACUGAUAUGGCCGUGUCGAACGCCAAGAACUUCUUGCGUACCAUGGCCCAGCCCUUCAAGGCUCGGGAUCAGGAAGGCAUUUCCACCUGGAGUUUAGCUGAUAUCGAACGGCACGAGGCGAAGCGCAAGGCAGAGGAGGCACGGAUGAUGCGAGAGGAUUUCACCAAUGGUCAUGCCAUGGACGAAGCCGUCACGUCUGCGGGUAAAAUUGUCGAGGACGAGUUUGACGACGAGAUUGAUGAGGACCUCAUGAUGCUUGAUGCAUAG
Penicillium alfredii is the source of this 2334-nucleotide messenger RNA. Its product is annotated as TFIIH/NER complex ATP-dependent 5'-3' DNA helicase subunit RAD3. Gene Ontology annotation, biological process: transcription by RNA polymerase II; nucleotide-excision repair; positive regulation of mitotic recombination. The record is from RefSeq and is a predicted model, not a curated record. Bases 1 to 2334 code for a protein of 777 amino acids. NCBI's taxonomy places the organism in Eukaryota, Fungi, Ascomycota, Eurotiomycetes, Eurotiales, Aspergillaceae. Gene Ontology annotation, molecular function: hydrolase activity, acting on acid anhydrides, in phosphorus-containing anhydrides; ATP binding; DNA helicase activity. Gene Ontology annotation, cellular component: nucleus. The transcript has 5 exons.